Molecule: messenger RNA, 1150 nt
Organism: Argiope bruennichi
Lineage: Eukaryota; Metazoa; Arthropoda; Arachnida; Araneae; Araneidae
Product: ubiquitin-conjugating enzyme E2-17 kDa
Exons: 6
Coding region: 165-608 (147 amino acids)
Biological process (GO): ubiquitin-dependent protein catabolic process; protein polyubiquitination
Cellular component (GO): nucleus
Molecular function (GO): ubiquitin conjugating enzyme activity
Source: RefSeq, a predicted model, not a curated record
UAUCUUUACUUUAUUGCUCUUUUCGGGUAUUACUACAUCUGCAGUUCAACGCCUUUACGGUUAAAAUUGUUUUAGCUCCUGGUUUGCUAAAAAUUAUAAUUCCGUGUGCCGGAAAAUCUUUAUUAGGUUAUAAUUCGGAUUUUAUCCGUUUCACAUACUAAGAAAUGGCAUUGAAAAGAAUUAAUAAGGAACUACAAGAUCUAGGACGAGAUCCUCCAGCUCAGUGUUCUGCUGGUCCUGUUGGUGAUGACUUAUUCCAUUGGCAAGCAACUAUAAUGGGUCCACCAGAUAGCCCAUAUCAAGGAGGUGUAUUUUUCCUCACUAUUCAUUUUCCUACAGAUUAUCCUUUUAAACCUCCAAAGGUAGCAUUCACUACUAGAAUUUAUCAUCCUAACAUCAACAGUAAUGGUAGUAUUUGCUUGGAUAUCUUACGCUCACAAUGGAGUCCUGCUUUAACAAUAUCUAAAGUAUUGCUGUCCAUAUGCUCUUUGCUGUGCGAUCCAAAUCCUGAUGAUCCUCUUGUUCCAGAAAUAGCUAAAAUCUACAAAACUGAUCGGGAGAAGUACAAUGAGCUGGCCAGAGAAUGGACAAGGAAAUAUGCAAUGUGACCCAAUAGACUAAUUUGAUAAUUAGCGCUUCUUCCAUUACACCAUAUUACUUUCUGCUGUUUCCUGUUCUGGUCAGUGCGGUUAUUUUGGGUCCAGUUCUUACUUUGAAAAAUUCUGUAGCAAAUGGGGGAAGACUGAAAUUUAUAAAUUUAAAGUAUUUUUAUUGUGAAUUGGCAACAAUUUGCUGUUAAUAACUCUACUGAGGAUUAAACAAAACAAUCUAUGCAAUUUUUAUGCUUAUAGUUACUGGCAGUUUCUUUAUUUUUUUUCCUAAUUUAUUUUUUAUUUGACAGUGUUCAGUGUGCAGGAUGUCUACACCUUGCACCUUAAUUUUCUUGUUAAAAAUUAAGUCAGAUAUGCUCAACUUCUUGACUAUUUAGAUUAUAACAGUUUCUGUAACCAGAACUGGAAAUUCACCAAUUCAGUGGAAAACAUGGCCUGGCAUGUUCUUGUGUCAAUGUGUAAAUGUAAUUUUUUUCUUUUCCUCUCUGAAAUGAUUAAUGAUUGUGCUGUGUAAAUAAAACUUUUUACAUCUGCCAGAA